Clonostachys rhizophaga is the source of this 267-nucleotide messenger RNA. The record is from the annotation of a GenBank genome assembly. NCBI's taxonomy places the organism in Eukaryota, Fungi, Ascomycota, Sordariomycetes, Hypocreales, Bionectriaceae.
AUGGUCAAGGGUUCAGUCCAGUUGGCCAAGCUCUCAGCUGUGGAUCCAAAUACCUCUGACCGGCGAGACAUCAAGCAGCGCCUGUUCGGGAUAAAGGCCAAGGACUAUUAUUCGAUAAUGCUCGUUCGUUCGAAGUACCCAAGUUGUCUCAUACCCCCACCACUAGGCACAGUAGUGGACCAAGAUUCAGACAGCAUCCCAGAGCUCAUUCAGAAGAAGACAUCAACACGUAUAGUCAAAUGGGACAUCUCGCAAGACAACAACUAG